GGUCAACAACCUCGACACCUGUCCCUUUUAUUUUGAAACGUCUUUCCGGAAGCGCCACCAAAAGGAAAAGACGUCAAGGAAAAGGGGGUACCGGUCGAGGAAGGAAAUUGAACAGCCAUCAAAGUCGAUGGAGCGACACGCGCGAAAUCUUUCGUCUCGUCAAGCCAACGUCAAAUGUGAAGCAUUGCCAUUGGACGUGCUGAAAGUGGUGGUGGGCGAAGACCAGCGGCCGGCGGGCCCCCGCGUCAAAGAGGAAGACGAGGAAGACCACGAGCGUCGGCCCAUGAAGGAGGAAGAGGAUGAGUGCGACAUUAGUCGGGAGGACGCUUACGUCAAGGUGGAAGAUGAAGGCCGUCGGUCGCGCCUUUGCCAGGAGAUGGCGGGGGCGGAGUCAAGCUGUCACGUGACCACGCGAGCAGAAGACGGCGGCGCCAAGACCGGCCCGCUUCUGGCGCCGCUGCCCGACGGCGAGCCGGCCAAACAAGAAAAAGAAGAAGGAGGAGGAGAUUGGCCUCCUGACACGGGCAACGGCGACGAGCGCUUCAAAUGCGUCGAGUGCGGCAAAAUUUUUGCCAAGCGCAAAAACCUGAGCACGCACAUGUCACUCCACAGCGGAGAAGCCCACGGCUGUUCGUUUUGCGGAAAAGCCUUCAAGAAACGCUACAACUUGCUCAUCCACGCUCGCGUUCACACCGGAGAGAAACCCUACGCCUGCCCCCUGUGCGGCCUCAAGUUCUCCCAAAAGGGAAGUUUGGCGCGCCACGCCGCCAUUCACACGGGCCAGAAGACGUUCACCUGCUCCGUGUGCGACGUCAGCCUCUGCCAGCGCUCCGAUUUGCUCGUCCACUCGCGCAUUCACACCGGCGAGAAACCAUUCGACUGCGCGCUGUGCGGCGCCCGCUUCUCCCAAAAAGGGAGCCUGGCCAGGCACGCCCGGACGCACACGGGAGAGAAACCCUUCUCCUGCUCCGUCUGCUCCGCCGCUUACAGUCGCAGGCCCGCCCUGCUCAACCACGAGAAGACGCACGCCGAUGGGCCGGCACAUGGAGCUGAGCGCAACAAACAAUGAAUCCAAUACGCCGGAGUGACAUGCGUUUUGUUUUUCUUUUUACAUUGUGGAAUAAACUCUAGCUAAAUAGUGAAUCCAAUCACCAGGGACCUCCACGGAGCAGUCGAACCAGGCGGACGUGUGUUGAGGAACCUCACUGGUGUGGAGGAGUUACCCUGAUGUGAGUUGUGGCCUUUUGCCGCCAUCUCGUGGCAUCUCGGUGCCAAGGCACCUUCAGGGCUUCCUGUGAGACAAAAGUUCGGCUCGGUUGUCAUCGUGGUGCUUGCGUUGAAGGAGCUAAUGUAGAAGUGAGUUUUUAGAUAAAAGUAGUGCUCUAGUGCCAUUGGGUUCUUAGGGUCAAUUAAUUAUUUUAAAAGUGAGUUGAGGAGUUCCAACGAGACAAAAGUAUGCUUGGCUCCCAUUUUGCUGCGUUUUGGUUUCAAGGACGCUCGGAUGAAGUGAGUUAAGGGAGUUGCACUGAGACAAAAGUUGUGCCCUGCCGCCAUCUCGCGGCGUCUCUUUGUCCGGGAACUUUUGUACCCUGGCGACCAGUCCCCUCUCUGUCCGCUGGGACGGACUUUGGCUGUCAUCGGGACGAAGGUGAAAAUAAAAAUGAAAGUCUGCACAGCCUGGA
Hippocampus zosterae (dwarf seahorse) is the source of this 1682-nucleotide messenger RNA. Its product is annotated as gastrula zinc finger protein XlCGF8.2DB-like. Bases 128 to 1069 code for a protein of 313 amino acids. Gene Ontology annotation, molecular function: RNA polymerase II cis-regulatory region sequence-specific DNA binding; DNA-binding transcription factor activity. The record is from RefSeq and is a predicted model, not a curated record. Gene Ontology annotation, biological process: regulation of transcription by RNA polymerase II. The transcript is spliced from 2 exons. NCBI's taxonomy places the organism in Eukaryota, Metazoa, Chordata, Actinopteri, Syngnathiformes, Syngnathidae.